Messenger RNA from Magnolia sinica, 2042 nucleotides. RefSeq names its product PHD finger protein ALFIN-LIKE 4-like. Bases 1058 to 1816 code for a protein of 252 amino acids. The record is from RefSeq and is a predicted model, not a curated record. Gene Ontology annotation, biological process: regulation of DNA-templated transcription. Gene Ontology annotation, cellular component: nucleus. Gene Ontology annotation, molecular function: transcription cis-regulatory region binding; transcription coregulator activity; histone binding. NCBI's taxonomy places the organism in Eukaryota, Viridiplantae, Streptophyta, Magnoliopsida, Magnoliales, Magnoliaceae. The transcript has 5 exons.
UGCGGCCGCGCAAGCAUCCCGUAUCUCACCCUAUAAGAAUCGGGAAAGACCCGAGAUGAUCCUCGGAUCUGGCAGAGCCCAUCGCCCGUCGGGAUCUGUGGGCCCACGCGGGACCCGCCAAGGCAAAUGGAUCGGGAAAUCCUAGCCAUCCGAUGAGUAUGGAUCCAUGGCCCACCGGCACAGGAAGAAGGCCCGAAGGACCCCACCCAUCAACGGCUGCAGGGUCACCUACAGUUUCCUCAAAAGGCGUUCCUUAGUCCUUUCCGUCCGUCCAGCUGGCAAGCAGAACCAUCCGCCACAAAACCCUUCCCACCCUCUCUCUCUCUCUCAACCCUUUCGAAAGCAAACCCCAGGCGCACGUUAACAUAUACUCCGUUUCCGGACCUUUCCCUUUCUCUCAAAUCCACUUAAACCCGUCGAUUUCAAGCCCAUUCAAAUCCGCUCCUCGCUCGCCUCCUCGGGAUGUUGUCCCUCGACCCUACGGUAAAAGUAUACUCGGGCUUUUAGUCGGUACAAAAUGGGCCCAGGAUUCAUUAAUCCUGACCGUUGAUAUUUUACCCCUCUACCUUAAAUGCGCCAUUAACAAGUCAUCCGUCUUCUAUCAUGCAAAUGGACCGUUGAGAAGAGAAAUCCAGCAACAGUCCAAUUCAGUUCGAAAAGAUGUCCAAGAUUAUCGGCCAGAAUAAUUGCAUCUGAGAUUUUUUAUUGUUAUUUGAUACAUCUACGUUGUGUCUCGAUAGACCAACGGUCUAGAUCACUGGAAUGUGGACCCAGUUCUCCAAACUAAGAACCCCGAGUAUAUCCAUAUCGUUGGGCGGAGGAUCAUAUAGCCCCUCUCUCCCUCUCACUGUCUUUCCGCUUUCAAAACAAAAACCCCCACCUCCUUCCCUCUCUCUCAAAUAUGCUGUUUUCUCACUCUCUUCCUUCAAAUCCCUCGAAAUACCCCUAUCAAUAAUUAAAAUUCCUUCCAUAUCCUACCCAUCUUUUUAUCUUUUCCUUUCCCUCCUCUUCAAGCUUUCUAACCGUUCGAGAGAGAGAGAGAGAGAGAGGGAGAGAGAUGGACCCUGGAUCCGCACAGUACAAUCCUCGAACCGUCGAAGAAGUCUUCAGAGAUUUCAAGGGCCGGAGGGCUGGCAUGAUCAAAGCCCUCACCACCGAUGUUGAGGAAUUCUACCAGCAGUGCGAUCCAGAUAAGGAAAAUUUGUGCCUUUAUGGGCUUCCUAAUGAGCAAUGGGAAGUCAAUUUACCUGCUGAAGAGGUUCCUCCAGAACUCCCUGAACCUGCACUGGGCAUCAACUUUGCCAGAGAUGGGAUGCAAGAGAAGGAUUGGUUAUCUUUAGUUGCCGUCCACAGCGAUGCAUGGUUACUUGCCGUUGCAUUUUAUUUUGGUGCUAGAUUUGGAUUUGAUAAAAGUGACAGGAAACGCCUCUUCGGCAUGAUAAACGACCUCCCAACAAUAUUUGAAGUGGUGACAGGAACUGCAAAGAAGCAAUCCAAGGAGAAAUCGUCAACGACAAAUCACAGCAGCAACAAAUCGAAGCCAAAUCCAAAAGUGCGGGUCUCCGAGUCUCAGCCCAAGUACCCAAAGGGGGUGGAGAAGGAAGAAGAGGAGGGCCUGGAUGAGGAAGACGAGGAGCAUGGGGAGACCCUGUGUGGAGCAUGUGGGGAGAACUAUGCAUCAGAUGAGUUCUGGAUCUGCUGCGACAUCUGCGAGAAGUGGUUCCAUGGUAAGUGCGUGAAGAUCACUCCGGCGAGGGCUGAGCACAUCAAGCAGUACAAGUGCCCAUCUUGCAGCAACAAGAGAGCUCGCCCCUGAUUGGGGGGAAGGAGGGCCCACCUGCUGUCUGUCUAGUUUUCAGUUCAUUUAUAGGAGGGGGUGUUGGCCUGGUUUCUGCUCCUUUGGGCGAACACUGGGUUGCACGUGUACGAGUACUUACGGUUUUUGAAAUCACACUCGUGGGGACAGUAGAAACUCCCUGUAGGUAGGUUUUAAAACUGCCCAUUUCAUUUGAUCUCAGAGUAGAAUUCAUUUCUUUCUUUCA